AGAGAUGAGGGUACACAUGGACUGCGCUGGAUGCGAGAGCAAAAUAAAGAAAACCCUUCAAAAAUUGAAAGGAGUUGACAGCAUAGAGAUAGACAUGGCGACACAGAAGGUGACGGUGACGGGAUGGGCUGAUCAGAAGAAAGUUCUCAAGGCCGUCCGUAAGACGGGGCGAAGAGCCGAGCUGUGGAGCUUACCCUACAACCCAGAGCAUCACAACGGCACAGACUAUUUCAAUAUCAGUCAACAUCAUUGUAAUGGACCGUCAACUCACUUCACCCCACAGCCAUCUUCUUACUACAACUACUACAAGCAUGGGUACGACAGCCAUGAUGGGAGCUAUUAUCAUCGUCCCCCGCAAUCCACCAUCUUUGGGGAGCAGACUGGUGCUGCUUUCAGCGAUGACAACCCUAAUGCUUGUUCUAUAAUGUGACCAUUGACAUUUUUUGAUCUUCAAUUCAUCUUUAUUCCAAGUGUUGAUGCAUGAUUUCACAACUGAAUCGGUGGCCGAGCGCCGGUUAUGCUUUAUAUUAGAUGCAGGAAUAUGUGCAUAGGUCACUAAUCUGAUUCCUUGUUAAUAUGUUUUUUUUCAACUAAAAAGGUGG
This is a messenger RNA of Vitis vinifera (wine grape), 602 nucleotides long. Its product is annotated as heavy metal-associated isoprenylated plant protein 28. Gene Ontology annotation, molecular function: metal ion binding. NCBI's taxonomy places the organism in Eukaryota, Viridiplantae, Streptophyta, Magnoliopsida, Vitales, Vitaceae. Bases 5 to 430 code for a protein of 141 amino acids. The transcript has 2 exons. The record is from RefSeq and is a predicted model, not a curated record.